AUGGGAAUUGCAGAGCUCGUAGGUGAUAAUCCAAGCGAUGAAAGUUCUAGAACUUUUGUUUUCGAUGGCGAGGGACAUACAUUGGGUAACGCUCUAAGAAGUGUAAUUUCAAGAUAUUCUGAAGUAACAUUUUGCGGUUAUACAAUUCCACAUCCAUCAGAAGAAAAAAUAAAUUUUAGAAUACAAACAUCUGGAGCAAGAGCUGUUGACAUAUUAAAAAAAGGAUUGACUGAUCUUGAAGAACAUUGCGAAUAUAUAAUGAAUGUAUUUAGCCAAGAAGUUGAAAACUACAAAGCCAUACAUGACAGUUAA
Molecule: messenger RNA, 312 nt
Organism: Pediculus humanus corporis (human body louse)
Lineage: Eukaryota; Metazoa; Arthropoda; Insecta; Psocodea; Pediculidae
Product: DNA-directed RNA polymerase I 16 kD polypeptide, putative
Exons: 3
Coding region: 1-312 (103 amino acids)
Biological process (GO): DNA-templated transcription
Cellular component (GO): RNA polymerase I complex; RNA polymerase III complex
Molecular function (GO): DNA binding; protein dimerization activity; DNA-directed RNA polymerase activity
Source: RefSeq, a predicted model, not a curated record